Messenger RNA from Cuscuta epithymum, 3177 nucleotides. Lineage: Eukaryota; Viridiplantae; Streptophyta; Magnoliopsida; Solanales; Convolvulaceae. The record is from the annotation of a GenBank genome assembly.
CACGAGGGCGGUCGCGGGCGCCGCGGAGUGGCAAUUACGUACUUUCACUGAUAAUUCCCGACCACCUCCUCUUCACUCUGGACGCCCCCCACUCUUUCCAGUUUUCCCCACCAUCUCGCCUUUCCCCCUUUUUUGAACUCAACUCAUUUUACUGUAAAGCAUUUCAAUUAUUUAGAGAGCUGUGAGAGUUAUGGCUUCUGGCGGCGGUAUUAGGAAUGGGAAUCACAAGGCAACGAAUCCAAGGACUUCAUCCUCUGUUAAAUCUAAGCUUCCACCGCCGACAUCUAAUCUCCGGCGCAGUAGCGUCUCCCCUCUCGGCACCGGUGAAGGUGUUUCUGGAAGAGUUUGAGUUUCCAUACGAUUGAGACCGCGGAAUGAUGAGGAAUUGGCAGCAGAUGCCGAUUUUGCUGAUUGUGUAGAGCUGCAACCUGAGCUUAAAAGGUUGAAACUAAGAAAGAACAACUGGGAUACGGAUACAUAUGAGUUUGAUGAGGUCUUCACCGAGUUUGCAUCACAAAAGCGUGUGUACGAGGUGGUUGCGAAACCUGUUGUGGUGUGCCCGUGUCCCUAUCACCUAUACUCUUGGAGAAUUGGGAAAUGAAGAUCACUCCACUCGUGGUAUUAUGGUUCGGUCAAUGGAAGACAUUCUUGAAAAUAUAAGUCCAGAUACUGACUCAGUCUCUGUAUCAUACUUGCAGCUUUAUAUGGAAACAAUCCAGGACCUCCUUAAUCCUGCAAAUGAUAACAUUUCUAUAGUUGAAGACCAGAAAACUGGCGAUGUAUCCCUACCAGGGGCAACGGUUGCUGAUGUCCGAGGAAAGGGAAAUUUUAUGGAGCUACUACAGUUGGGGGAAGCUCAUAGAUAUGCUGCUAACACAAAGAUGAACACUGAAUCUUCUCGUAGUCAUGCUAUUCUAAUGGUGCACAUCAAGAGGUCUGUUUCUGUAAGGGAAACAGAUAUUUCUGCUGAUUUUGAUGAUCCUUCUCCCUUGGCUACUAAUUUUAAACCACCCAUGCUUAGAAAAGGAAAGCUCCUCCUCGUAGACCUUGCUGGUUCUGAACGUGUUCUUAAAUCUGGAAGUGAAGGGCAUAUGCUAGAAGAAGCCAAGUCUAUCAACCUUUCAUUGAGUGCAUUGGGGAAGUGCAUAAAUGCUCUGGCAGAAAAUAGUACUCAUGUUCCAGUCCGGGAUUCAAAACUAACACGGUUGCUUAAGGACUCAUUUGGAGGCACAUCAAGAACGUCAUUAGUUGUGACCAUUGGUCCAUCGCCACGCCAUCGAGCAGAGACAGCAAGUACCAUUUUGUUUGGACAAAGGGCUAUGAAGGUGGAGAACAUGUUGAAAAUCAAGGAGGAGUUUGAUUACAGAAGUUUGUGUAAAAGGCUUGAGGAACAAGUUGACAAACUCAUUGCUGAAAAUGAAAGACAACAAAAUGCUUUUGAGGAUGAGGUAAAGAGAAUCAGGUUAGAAGCGCAAAAGCACGUCUCUAAGGCCGAGCAGAACUGUGCAGAUGAACUAAAGGAAGAGAAAAUUCGGUGCCAGAUGGAAUAUAUGGAUUCAAUUAAGAAACUUGAAGAAAAGAUGCUUAAUCAACAGAGGCAUCCAGCCAAUGGUGUCACCGAUAAUGGAGAGAGUCACAGUGGGUUCAACAGUGAGGAUGUAUCUGAACUGAAGAAGUUGCUGCAGAAUGAAAUUCAAACAAGAAAGGCAGCAGAAGAGGAAAUCAGUAGCCUAAAAAAUCAGAUUAUGAAGUUAAAAAAACAAGAAUUACCCACUGGAAACUCAGAUACUAUGUGUCUCCAAAAGCUGCUGGAAGAGGAGGCUAGUGAAAAGAAGAGGCUGGAAGACGAAGUGAUCCUCUUAAGAAGUCAAUUGUCUCAAUUGAAUUUGGAAGCAAGUCAGACUAGAAGCUAUGAUGAUAGAAGCAGAAAUGGCAAUUCGCUUUCUGGUCUGGAUUCUCUGUCUGCACUUAGACAUCUGCAGUAUAAAAAUGGCAAUAAUGGGGAGAGAGUGGCAAUAACCAAUCUCCAUGAACAUGUUGGGCUAAAUAAGAUUAUGUCAUUGCUGGAAUCAGAAGAUGCUAGUGUGCAGAUUCAUGCCGUGAAAGUGGUUGCCAACCUAGCAGCAGAAGAAGCAAAUCAGGAAAAAAUUGUUGAAGUUGGAGGUCUUACUUCGCUGCUGAUGCUCCUUAGAAAAUCUGAGGAUGAGACAAUACGUAGAAUAGCUGCCGGUGCAAUUGCAAAUCUCGCAAUGAAUGAAGCAAAUCAGGAGCUUAUUAUGGCUCAUAGUGGGAUUAGUCUUUUGUCAAUGACAGCAGCUGAAGCUGAGGAUCCUCAGACUCUACGGAUGGUUGCUGGAGCGAUUGCUAAUCUAUGUGGAAAUGAUAAACUGCAGACGAGGCUAAGAACAGAAGGAGGUAUAAGGGCUUUGCUUGGAAUGGUGAGGUGCAGACAUCCUGAUGUUCUUUCCCAAGUUGCACGUGGAAUUGCCAAUUUUGCCAAGUGUGAGUCCAGAGCUUCUUCGCAGGGCAUAAAACUUGGACGGUCCCUUCUAAUAGAAGAUGGGGCACUACCAUGGAUUGUGCAAAACGCCAAUAAUGAAGCCUCACUUAUUAGACGGCACGUGGAGCUUGCACUUUGUCACCUCGCACAACAUGAAGUAAAUGCAAAAGACAUGAUUAGCGGGGGAGCCCUCUGGGAGCUGUAUCGUAUCUCACGUGACUGCACACGUGAUGACAUAAAGUCACUUGCACGCCAGACGCUGGCUUCAAGCCCAACUUUUUUAUCUGAAAUGCGGCGCUUGCAUAUAGAUGUAUAGACGGAUGAUGGUGGGUCCAAGUACCGAAUGGAGGAUUUCAACCAUAUUUGCCAAAUUUGACUAACCAGUUAUUAGAAGAAGGGGGCGGCUGUCUUUGCAAACACAGAUCAGCAUCUUGUUUGUUCAUAUCCAUUCAUUUUUUGUUGGUUGAAGUUAUACUACUUAUGACAUCUUGUGUGUUGUAACAUAUAUAUGAAUGAAUGGAGGUAAAUUUAAUGAAAUUUACUAGUUCAAUCGUUCCACAUAUUGUUCUUCUUAGUUUCGUGUAUUACAGUAUUAGCACUUCAGUAGUUCAGUAGUCAUUUUAAAAGUCCGAUGUUGCGUCAUGCACUGUGGUUGGUUUAAGAUCGUCAGAUGGAAG